CAUCAAAACAGCAAACCUCGUUAGAUUGCCGAACGCGAUUAGACUAUUUAAACCCCGAGGGAGGCAAAUUGUUUGUCUUUUCUUGGACAUGAAAGCUUUUUGCUUUUUAGUGGCUGCCGUUAUGGAUCAAAUGAUGCUGACUCCCACUGAGUUCCAGUUAGCUCAGGAGAGGAGUUUGAAAUAUCUAGGCACUGCGAAAGUAUACAUCAAUCGGAUUGUCCCACACCCAUCCAUAUCCCGAGAGCUAGAUCCCAAAAAUGUGGAACGGUUGAGUGAGGUCUUCUCUCAUGAUGGCUGUCGACGGCUGGAUAUUCGAAACCACGUUACAGCAGUUGUCUCACGACAGCAUUUGGCUGUGGCGCUCCAAACAGCAGGAGUAACGACUCGCAGCUUAAAGACUAGUCCGCCAGAUCAAUACCCUCUCCUUGAAUUUUCAGUGGGCCAGAUACAGUGCCUUCACGGCCAACAUCGUUUGGCGGCUGCGAAAGAACAGCUCCCACCUCCUGAACAAUGGUGGACGGUUGAUCUCUAUCUCGAUGAUCUUAGUACCAACCUAUUGACGGCGCUUGUGGACGAGUAUUCGAAUGAAAAGAUUCCGAGUGACGGAGAGGUGUAUCUUAAAGUUCGCCAAUACCAAUAUGAAGGGAAUGCGCAUUUCGAGAAUCGAUGGAUGGCACGUCUCUCGCCGAAUAAAGUCAAACGAUUCAAACAGCUUUCUUCCCGAACAGAAAUACGUGCAGCCUUCGACCGACUGCGCAUGAUUCCCGCCUUAUUAUUGCAAGGAAUGAAGUUUGGUUCUCUUCCCAGAGUGCUCGCAACGAGCUGUAACGAGGAAAUCGUUCAUGGGUUAAGUUCAUUGUUGGAGGAGUGGUCUCAUUACUUAAGUUACGAUCGUGAGAAGAUGAUGAAGCUAGACCCGCAGACCGUCGCCAGGCUGCAAGGCAAGGCUCCUGGAGUCUCUUCACAAGAUGCGACAGAAGUGGAAGGCCUAGUUCUUAGUGGUGCAGUGUGUCAAAAUUUCACUUCCGCUGAGCGCAAGUACAUCUGGAAGAGACUCAAAAAGAGGAAAACGAUCAUUUCCUCAUUAGAUCAUUUUUUCCAAAACAUGUGGUACCUUGAGGCAUGCGCAAACUGCAUGAAGCGGCUGGUGGUCCCUAGUAGAGAUCACCCUUCCAUCAAGAUUGCCCUCAUGCACAUUUUCCAACCGGAUCGUGGCAAGCAGUACUGCACUAUCCAAACAUCAGAGAUCGAUUUCCGGCAGCAACCCGGCACUCAAACCGACCGGGCAGAGUUAGGGUAUCGGCAACUUUGGCUCUACGCCAUGCGCCACUAUCCAAAGAUGCCCAGACUGUCUGGGAGUGAUGACUUAUUGGCCAAACCAGAUUGUGAGAAGGCUGACGAAAUGGUUCUACAUGGCUUGGCUGUGCUCGCACAGCGACUCGGGUUUAACUCCCCACUGAUUCAGCAACUAGCCGAGCAGUCGCCCGAUCGCCAGAUGGCACGCGAUGUCUUGCUAAAAGCCCGGCAGCCAGGGAUUUAUCAUUACGACCGUGAGAAUUUUGAAUCUCUUAUAACUCGAAUCUGUGAUUGUUUUUCUGAGGCGAUUCCUCUCGACCAGCAGUCCUCUCAUGAGCUGAUCAGGAACCGAGAACCUAAGCCCAAGGCACGACGUGGCCUUCCACACCGUGAGGACCAGAAGCGGGAUUCUCCGUUCCUCUUUCUCGACAAUUUGAACAGCAACAAUCUGCAUCUUGGCGGCAAAGUAACAACUUUGUUCGUAAGACAAUGUGUUUAUUUUGCCUUCUUUGGUCGCCUGCCAGACUCGCCACCAGUGAGGCCUGUGGGGAGCCCGUCCCUAGGCGAUUCGCGCCCCGGCUCGCCACUCUUUGUUCCCCAGGGUGGCUCGGACUUGGAAAACGUUCCAGCCGUAUCUCCUAACCAGGGAAGGAAUAGGGGCCGGGCUCAUAAGCGCAAUUCUCACGAGGCUGUACGCAAAGAACGACGAGAGCGAAAGCGGAAGAAGGAGCGUCGACAGCAAGAGCGACGGGAGCGACGGGAGCUGCGAGCCGCACGUCGAUCAGAGGCCACUGAGGAUCAGACUCCGAUAAUCCUGGAACCCAUUGAUCUCAAUAUGGAAGAGGCACAGUCUGAUGCCCAAAGUGCAGACAUGUUCUCGCUUGAGAGUCGCGAGGAGUCAAUGGUUGACAAUAUAGAAGAGAAUCACAAUCCCGAGGCGGAAGAAUCAGACCGCUUCCUGAGUGACUUUUACCGCGCUUCAACGGUCACUCACAUAGAAAUCGACGAGCUCCCAGAGGUAGCUUCUCACUGGGACGAUCGAACUCCCCCAGACGGAACGGGAGAGCCCUUUACCAGGGAGGCUCAAUCUCCGAGAGCGAAUGAUGAGCAUAUGGAGUUAGAGCGAGAGCUCGAGUUGACGCUCGACCAUAUGAGCAGGGAAGCUGGGGAGCGGGCGGCGCAGGGAGACUCCGGGGCGGAAAACACCAUCACCACUGAAUCUGCUCCGACAAUAACGCCAAGCGGCCCAGACGAACAGGCUAGCCGAGGCAGGGAGAUAGGGCCAAACGCUCUUACAAAUGCGGCAGAGAUCGCGCAGGCAAGCAAGGAAAGAGGUAAAAGUGUCGCUGAACGAAAUUCUCAGGACGUGGCAAUGGAAGAACCACUCCGACGAGCGAACGAUGCAGAAUCCCGCGUUGCGUCACAAGCGACUGAGCUGGAGAGGGUACGGCAUGCGGGCAUAGGAACCUCAGCAGAUGCCGCAACGCGGAUCUCUCAACUGGAUGAGAGGCCGAUGGAGCACGAGGGUGAGAUGGCGAAAGCCAGUGAAGAUGUUGAGGAAGCUGGUGACGAACAAGUGGACGACAUACUCCAGGCCGACGCGGAACAGAGGACGAUUGCAAACUGGGAGCUGGGUCAGCAAGUGGCUCUUGAGCGAGCGGCGACUUUAGCCCAGUUAGAGGCUGCCGAUUCGCCGGCUAAUAGGGAGGUAGGAUCAAUCAACAAGCAUCGGCCUGUCACUGAGCUUCAUCUGUCGGAUAUUGUAAUGCUGUCGGCUGGACAAACUACUGCGACUAUCAGUGAGGCACCGGCUUCACCGGAACACAACAUCGAUCCACAACCAUUAGAAGAGGUGGCAAAUGAAAGGCCCCCAGUUCAUAGUCAGCAAGCGGGUGCUGCAAAGCAGAGACAGCGGCCGCAAGCGAAACCCAGCAAGAUCCAAAAGAUCUCAACGGCGAAACUGACGGGGCGGGAUGCCAACCACACGACCAUGAGAGUCGAGGCUAUUGACAUUGAACUUGAAGAGGCCUUGGAAAGUCCGCGAUCGGAACGUAUGUCCGUCGAUGAAGGGGCCACAAGGGGGCGCCAGGUUCGCUUCGAUAUCUCUCACGAGGCGGCAGGCUUUGCAGACACUCUGGAAGGGGAGGAUUUGGUGGACCAAAGAUCUCCCCGGACCUCACCGCCUGCGGUUCCGUCAGGCGUAUCGACCUCUGGAGGUCAGACAGGCGAUGUAGCGACGGAAAGUCAAUUGUCCAUGGCCCCAUCUAAUUCGCCUCCAGCUGUCCCUUCCAAGAGUGCCACCCCCCUUCUCCCUGAACGGGCGAAUCUGGCCAGAGCCGGGGGGGCUUUACCUGGCCAUUCUGGAAAACGGCUGAAAGCGAGCACAGCUCGAGCAGAGAAGGUUGUUACUCGGCUUGACUUUGCGGACUGGGAUGGUGAUCUGGCGGAGGCGUCUGAUGAUCGAACGCCACCAGGGACGACAGCGACCACGCAGGGUGAGAGCGAGCGGCGCAGCAGAAAGAAGCUCACGCCUCGAAUUGUGGAACGGCCGGCACAGGAUGUGCGACCGCGUCGGGCAGGGGCGAGUGAUCUACCAGUUACGGUCGUGUUCCGUAUUCGUGACGAGAGCGGCAAUUGGAGGACGGCGCACGAGGUGGUGAUAGAAGGGCCGGACCCGUCGGAGGUGGAACGAGUGGCGAGGAAGGAGGCGAGAAACCGACAGGCUACGUUCUAUGAUAAGAAUGGGCGGAAGCUGACGCCAGCACAGUGUUUUGAGGCAGCGAUUGAGGACGGAAGCAAUAUGAUUUUUAUGCAACUUGGCGGAGACCUAGCGAUGGAUGAGGACACGAUGCGGUCGAUAGCGCGAGAGGCGGAAUUAUAGCGAGAUCAAUGUCAUAUCAAGAUCUCGGUUGUAUGCUCUUGGCCCACGGUGGCCUGCGAGCACUCGAUUCAUAGCCUGUCCUGGUCGUAGGCCCCCCGAGAUACCGAGUGUUAGCCAGGAGGCCCCGCGAGAUACCAGUUGGUUGCCAGGCGGCCCAGCUGGCUCGCGGUCCGCAGCGGCUUGUGAGCCAACACGGACUGCGGUCACAGCAGGCCAUUGGACGGGUGGGUCCCAUGAUCUGUUUCGGCCCGCAAUCGUUUGAAGCUUCGGGUCUCCCGCUCGAGGAGCCGCCUAGCCUUCUUUCCAAUCUCAUCAAUCCUCACUGGCUUACGAUGCGCACAGGCUCCCGAUCCCAGGCUUGCGGACUUUGAUGGGUUGAGAGCCUUGGAAAGAAGUCCUUUGCUGUCAUUAAUCUUACCUAAAUAUUAAUGUUAUUAAUGUAAUGUUCAGCUAUAUCCACGAAUACGAAAAUUCAGUGACUCUCCAG
Molecule: messenger RNA, 4664 nt
Organism: Aspergillus calidoustus
Lineage: Eukaryota; Fungi; Ascomycota; Eurotiomycetes; Eurotiales; Aspergillaceae
Source: the annotation of a GenBank genome assembly